AAACUCAUACAGAUGUAGCUUUCCAUGCACUUUGUCACUUCACAGUCUACCGUAACCCCAAGCCUAUCUACUAUGUCUACUUCUUCUUCAGUGGCCACCCUUCUUUUUCUCCUUGCCUUUGCCACCACCUCUUUCUCCUCACUCCCACAUCUUCAGCUCCUCGACCCUCUUUUAUUGAUUUCUCGAAACAUGGUGCUUCAAUCUAUGUCACUGCGGAGGUUGGUCCACACUACUGAAACCAGUUCUAUUGGCGUGGCUUUGAGAGACUGUACCAAGCUCUAUGAUGAGAGUGAGCCCCGCCUGGCACGGUUGAUCUCCGGUGAGAAUUAUACAGGUGACGAUGCUAGGACGUGGCUUAGCGGAGUGCUGGCCAAUCAUAGGAGUUGUUUGGAUGGUUUGGCUGAGAAAGGUUUUGGGGAGGCUCAUCUUCAUUUUGCCGCACGAAACUUGACCACCUUGCUAGGCCAAGCCCUUGCUCUUUAUGGAAAGCGUAUCAAUGGCAGAGGGAAGAGAGUGCCGAGGGGACAGAGAUCCGCUCACGACAGAAAUGGGGGGCUUUUAGUGUCAUGGAAUGCAGGAACAUCCAAGGCCCAUUUGGUGGUGGCAAAGGACGGCUCUGGCACUCACAGGUCAAUUAACGAGGCAGUGUUUGCACUUCGUCGAAUGGGUCAGAGCCGACCUUAUAGGGCAAUUGUCUAUGUCAAAUCUGGUGUUUACAACGAGAAAGUAGAGAUUCCAAGAAAUCUUAACAAUGUCAUGUUCGUUGGCGAUGGCAUUGACAGAACAAUCGUCACCGGCAGUCGCAAUGUCCCUGACGGCGAUACCACCUUGAGCUCAGCCACAUUUGGUGUUUCGGGGGAUGGAUUUUGGGCCAGAGACAUGACAUUUGAGAACACUGCGGGUCCCCAAAAGCACCAAGCGGUGGCACUGCGCGUGAGCUCGGAUCUAUCAGUGUUCUACCGAUGCAGCGUCAAAGCAUACCAAGACACUCUCUACGUCCACUCCCUUCGCCAAUUCUACCGAGACUGUCACAUCUACGGCACCGUCGAUUUCAUCUUCGGCGAUGCACCGGUGGUCAUACAGAACUGCGACAUUUUCGUAAGGACACCGAUGAGUCACCAGGCCAAUAUGGUUACAGCACAGGGACGUGAUAACCCACAUGAGAACACUGGAAUUUCCAUUCAUGGCUCGCGUAUUAAGCCUGCAGCGGAUUUCAUGGCGGUAAAAGGGUCGUUUAGGAGUUACUUGGGUAGGCCAUGGAAGAAAUACUCGAGGACCAUAGUUGUGAACACUGACCUCGAUGGUUUGAUUGACCCGAGAGGGUGGACUGAAUGGAGUGGAAGCUUUGCACUUUCGACAUUGUUCUAUGCGGAGUAUAUGAACACGGGAAUAGGGGCUUCAACCGCAAAGAGGGUCAAUUGGCCUGGUUUUCACGUGUUUAGUAGUCAUCAGGAGGCAAGUCCUUUCAUGGUGAGUAAUUUCAUUCAAGGGGGUAUGUGGAUUCCGGCCACUGGUGUGCCGGUAUGGCUUGGAGUAUGAUCCGAGGACAGUAUAUGGUAGUGUCACAAAUGUGGUUUUACUGGCUCUGUUUUUUUUUUUUUUUUGGGUUUGGUGUUGCUAAAUUGUAAAUUUGUAACACUAACUUUUAUAGAUGUAUAAUGGCUUUCUUGCUGCUUUUGGUGCAAUGAAUAAAAUUAAUGGACACCAAUGAAAAACCUCAAAA
Messenger RNA from Ziziphus jujuba (common jujube), 1723 nucleotides. RefSeq names its product probable pectinesterase/pectinesterase inhibitor 36. Lineage: Eukaryota; Viridiplantae; Streptophyta; Magnoliopsida; Rosales; Rhamnaceae. Gene Ontology annotation, molecular function: pectinesterase activity; pectinesterase inhibitor activity. The transcript is spliced from 3 exons. Gene Ontology annotation, biological process: cell wall modification. The record is from RefSeq and is a predicted model, not a curated record. The coding region runs from base 25 to 1539 and encodes 504 amino acids.